AUGUUAAUUUUAAUUGAUAUAUUCAAUCUUGCUGAACAAUUAGGCGUUUAUUUUAUUGCUAAGCAGAAUGAUCUUGAUGAAAAUGAACAACAACGUUUCUUUUUUAUAUUGUUUGGUGUCGGUGGAGCUUCAGUAUUUAAACCACUUCUUGUUCAUCCAAUAUUGAUAGUUUUAUUCAGUAUAUCAAUUGAAGUUGGUGAAUUAGUAUCAUAUUUAACAUUAUUAUCAAAUACAACUAGUUUACUUGUUGUAGUGAUUUUAUUUUUUUCUUUUGAAGUUAUUUUUCAUUUAAUUAAUCUAAUCGGUAUUUGUGGUGAUGACCAUAAUCAUGAUCAUUGUCAAAAUUUUGCGAUAAGCUGUUGUACAUUACCAGUACGUGUAUUUCUAUAUGGUUUAUUAUUUGAAACACAAAUAUUAUUCUUAUUUCUUGAUGCUCAAUCAUCAUUUCGUGAUACUUUCUAUGAAGUUUUAAUUAUAUUCAAUACAUUUUUUGGUUUAUCUGCAAUAGAUAAAGUUGCUAGAUAUUGUUGUCCUGUUGGUCAAAAAGAAGAUGAAGGCGAGAAUAUUUUACAUACAGUAUGGGAAACAUCUUUAUCAUUACUCAGCAUAAUUGAAGGCCCUAUUCUAUUAAUAACUGCAGUUAUAUAUGCAAGUCAAUCACUUCAAAAUAAGGACCAAUUAAAAACAUAUGAUGUUGUUAUUUAUAUUAUUAUAUUGAUCUCAUAUGGAUCGGCUCUUCUUGCGUUGGCACUAUCAAUUUUAUGUAGUCUAUGUUUAUGUGCAGGUACAUUUCUAAAAGUUUUAAUCGACUGUUUUUCUCAUUGA
This is a messenger RNA of Rotaria sp. Silwood2, 825 nucleotides long. NCBI's taxonomy places the organism in Eukaryota, Metazoa, Rotifera, Eurotatoria, Philodinida, Philodinidae. The record is from the annotation of a GenBank genome assembly.